UGGAAAGGAAGGCGGAGUUGAUUAUCACAUUGAUGUUCUGAUAGCUCCCUACAGGCUGCGGCAGACCCAGGAGAAGCAGCGAUAGUUAAUUCGUCUUCUUCUUGGUCUUCAUAUUCCUCUUCUUCAUCAUCCUCUAUCUCGAUACCCUGACUUCACCUGCAAAAAACAAUGUCCGAGUCCAAGACACCCACAAUUCCGCCGUACGUGAAAGCCCUCUCCGGCUCCAUCGGAGGAAUCGUGGAGGCGUCUUGUCUGCAGCCUAUCGACGUCAUCAAAACCAGGUUGCAGCUCGACACUUCCGGCACCUACAAGGGAAUCAUCCACUGUGGCGCCACCGUUUAUCGUACGGAAGGCGUGCGAGCCCUAUGGAAGGGGUUGACUCCCUUCGCCACUCACCUCACCCUCAAAUACACUCUUCGAAUGGGAUCCAAUGCUCUGUUUCAGAGUGCCUUCAAGGAUUCUCAGACCGGACAGCUCAGCAACACGGGUCGGCUUCUUUCCGGUUUCGGGGCGGGUGUGCUUGAGGCUCUUGUUAUUGUUACGCCCUUUGAGGUGGUUAAAAUUAGACUACAGCAGCAGAGGGGAUUAAGUCCUGAGCUUCUAAAAUACAAAGGUCCAAUACACUGUGCUCGUACAAUCAUUCGUGAAGAAGGCCUUCGUGGCCUUUGGGCAGGGGCAGCUCCAACUGUUAUGCGAAAUGGGACAAACCAGUCUGCCAUGUUUACAGCAAAGAAUGCUUUUGAUGGAAUCUUAUGGAAGAAACAAGAAGGUGAUGGGAAGGUCCUCCAACCAUGGCAAUCUAUGAUUUCUGGAUUCCUUGCUGGCACAGCAGGUCCUGUGUGCACUGGCCCCUUUGAUGUAGUAAAAACGAGACUGAUGGCUCAGGGUCGAGCUGGUGGGAAGUUGAAGUACAAAGGCAUGGUCCAUGCUAUUAGAACAAUAUUUGCUGAGGAAGGAUUGCUUGCCCUGUGGAAGGGACUGCUACCUCGGCUCAUGAGGAUCCCACCUGGACAGGCCAUCAUGUGGGGUGUGGCUGACCAAGUGACAGGCUUUUACGAGAGGAGAUAUAUUCAUAAUGCACCUUUAUAGGUACCAUUCACAUCGUUAGCCUUGUGGCUCUUAAGUUUGCAAGCAUAGAGUCAUAUAUGCUCAAGUAGCAAUUUUUGGUUUCAUUUGGCUCUUCAAUGAACGUCGAUUCUUCAGACUAUAUAACUAGUUUCAAAGUGGUGGGGGCUGCAACCAAAAUUUCCUCUGCCCUGUUUUACCAUAUAUUUCAUUUUUAGAACUGCCCUGUAUGACCAUAUGUUUCAUUUUUAGAGCUCUUCAGUCAUGAUGAAGUCGGGAUGAAGAUUUAUGGUUUCCUCAUAGGAAAUUCUACUUGCAGAUUCAUGCAUGUUCAGGGUAUAUGAAUCUUGAGCUGCUGGUGAAUCUGAUCAUUUGAAGCUCUGCAGGAGGACAUCAUGUUUUUUUUUUUCUUUUUUUUUCUUUUUUUUAUUAUUGCCAGCAACAGCAUUUUUCUCCUUGGCAUUUUUUUAUCAGGGCCUAGGGUUUCAAUUUCUUGUAUGUAGUUGUCAACCUAUUCCCGAUUUAUUUGGUCCCAUUGCUGCUCAUUGGUUGAUUCUUCUUAAACAUAGUGAAACGAAGUAAAAAUGAGAUUUGAGCGCA
Molecule: messenger RNA, 1665 nt
Organism: Vitis riparia (riverbank grape)
Lineage: Eukaryota; Viridiplantae; Streptophyta; Magnoliopsida; Vitales; Vitaceae
Product: mitochondrial succinate-fumarate transporter 1
Exons: 2
Coding region: 169-1089 (306 amino acids)
Biological process (GO): succinate transport; fumarate transport; transmembrane transport
Source: RefSeq, a predicted model, not a curated record